Molecule: messenger RNA, 897 nt
Organism: Adineta ricciae
Lineage: Eukaryota; Metazoa; Rotifera; Eurotatoria; Adinetida; Adinetidae
Source: the annotation of a GenBank genome assembly
AUGCUUUUAAUUACAAUAUUUUUCUCAUCAUUUGUGAUUACUGUCGUUGAUGAACGUUUACCUGAUCCGAAAACAUUUCCGCCAUUACCUGAUCUUAUCUUAGAAAAUAUCGAAGAAAUACCGUGGGCAUUUGCUGUAACAGAAAAACUUAUUGUUUUAGAAAUACUGACACUUAUCAUCGUUAUUGUGUUACAUCGACAUCGGAUUAUUAUUAUUCGUCGAUUGUUUUCAAUUGUCGCAGCUCUUUAUUUUCUUCGAAGUUGUACAAUGCUUUUUACAUCGUUACCCGUCGCUACUCGAGUGACAGAUUGUCAGCCUAAGCGAUUGGAGAGUUUUACAGCACGAUUAAAUAAAGCCAUGUUCAUUUUUAUCGGCCAAGGUAUGUCCUCAUUCGGCGUGAAAACCUGUGGAGAUUAUUUAUACAGUGGACAUACAUGUACUCUCAUAUUAGCUGCCCAUUUUAUCAAUGAAUAUACUCCACGUUCAUACCAUCUGCUUCAUUUUCUCAGUUGGAUCACUGCUUUCACUGGCAUGUUCUUCAUCUUGGCCGGUCAUCAACACUAUUCAAUCGAUAUCCUUAUAGCUUGGGUAUUAAGUUCUCGGCUGUUUAUUUACUAUCAUACUCUUGCGAACAAUCGAAUAUUUCUGCAACGAGAUAUUCGACGAAUGCGUUUUUGGUUUCCGUUUUUUUCCUACUUUGAAGAGAAUGUGAAGAUUGCUAUUCCUAACGAAUAUUGUUUCCCCAAAUGUUUUUCGGACGCACGAGCAACAAUCAAUAAUUGGGCAGAAACCAUCCGUUACUUGAUUUAUUGGUUUGUACUUUUCUUCUUUAUUAGUGUUACUUAUUGUCUUUCGUCAUCGAAAACAAUGAAUUUAUCAUGGUUGAUACAACGAUAA